CGACAACAACAGCUUACAACGCUCGACAUUUCAACUCUGCUACAAUCUACAGUUUUCUACGAGCUUGCGCGAUCGAAUCAAAUGUCUCGAGGCGGUCGAGGAGGUGGCCGUGGUGGAAGAGGUGGUGGACGAGGUGGACGACCAAAUGUGCCUUGGGAUACUGGUGAGGAGCCGGAUGCGCGACCCUCAGAGCUGUUUCCUCCAUACGUCGUCCCUACCGCUCGACAACUAGCGACAACCGAACAGUCCGCCGUACAACACCUACUCCUCCUCCGGCGACAGAUCCACGGUUCUCCUCUAUACACGUCAAAACGCACAGCUAUCAACGAUCCAACAGUCCCAAGAAAACACUACGGACAAGCCCAAGCAAACGCCCGCUUCGGCGUCAAGAGCAAGGCCUCUCUCGACCCCUUCACCGCGGUCCCCACCUACUCGCACAAGUUUGUCCGCGAGGAGCGCGCCCUGCCCGACUGGUCCAACCGUCCCGUCUGCCGCGAGCUCUUCCCCAGCGAGCUGUACGACACCAUCGACGCGGCUGCGACCACGGGAGGUGUUGGUGGUAAGGGCUUUAAGCGCCGGAAGCUUGAGCUCAGCAACAUCAGCGCGCUACCCAGCGCUGAAGAGGCGUUUGGUCUAGCUGGUGACGGUGAAGAUGAGAUGCAGGGAAAGAACUUGUUAGAGCGUCUACAGGCUCUUAAAGAGGAAGAAGGCGACGAGAUUGCUGAUCUGGAGGAUGAAGAGGCUGCGGAUGAGGAUGAUCAAGAUGAGGUGUACGACGAUGAAGAUGCAGGCGACUACGAUGCAGAAAACUACUUUGAUAACGGCGACGAGUUUGGAGACGACUAUGGAGAUGACGGCGAUGGAGAAGGGACGUUUUAAAAGAGGCCAAAGGACAAAAAAGAUAAAAAGCGACGGUUUUUGUAUAGGUACUUACUUAUCACGGCAUUCAAUCGGUUUGAUACCCAUGCCCCGCGAUCCAUUCAAUGGGCGCGAGAGGCAGAAGAAUAAUGAGAGUU
Messenger RNA from Fusarium vanettenii 77-13-4, 1016 nucleotides. RefSeq lists its product as uncharacterized. The transcript is spliced from 2 exons. Gene Ontology annotation, biological process: transcription by RNA polymerase III. Bases 82 to 879 code for a protein of 265 amino acids. Lineage: Eukaryota; Fungi; Ascomycota; Sordariomycetes; Hypocreales; Nectriaceae. The record is from RefSeq and is a predicted model, not a curated record. Gene Ontology annotation, cellular component: RNA polymerase III complex.